This is a messenger RNA of Suillus discolor, 1043 nucleotides long. RefSeq lists its product as uncharacterized. The transcript is spliced from 5 exons. The record is from RefSeq and is a predicted model, not a curated record. NCBI's taxonomy places the organism in Eukaryota, Fungi, Basidiomycota, Agaricomycetes, Boletales, Suillaceae. The coding region runs from base 195 to 854 and encodes 219 amino acids.
GAUGCCUGCUAUUCCCCUUCAAUUAACCGUGGUGCCCUGUAGCAGUGGGUUUGGUUCUUUGCUACCAACUUCUUGGUUCGCUAAUAACUGCCACACUGUACUGCGACAGAUGUAAGUCUUUGGAGUGUGUGUUAUCCGAGGCUGGUCACUGACUGGAUUUGUCAGGCUUCAUUAUAUACGUCGUACAGAAUUGGAUGGGUGUGUUGGUAUCUGCACUGCUGUGGGUCAUCAUCAUCACUCGGUUGCAUGCCAUGUAUCAACGAUCCAGAAAGAUCCUGAUAUUUCUUGUUGUCACCUUCCUGGCAAUCAACACUUUUGACGGAGUGUCAGCCUUAAUGACAACGAUGCAUACUUCAGGAGAGGAACGCAUUCUCUCCGGCACCUACCAGUGCACGUUUGGCUAUACAGGAGAUGCCCUAGUUCUGGAUUCUGCUACUUGGAUACUCUCCAUUGUGUGGGAGGUGCUCACACUAUGUCUCGCAGUCUGGAUUGCGGUGAAACACUUCCGUGAACUGCGAUUACAUGCGGCAGGAGGGAUUAUCAGGGACUGUUUUACGGUGUUGAUGAAAACUCACGUGGUUUACUUUGCGAGCUUUGUCGCUGUCUCUUGCUUCGAGCUCAUUAUUGGAUUCACUCUAACAUUAUCAACGAGCCAAUAUCUCCUAGAAGAUGAGACUUUGGGUGGCUUGUUUCAGAUCUUGGAGGUCGUGCAGAUGUUCGUGCUAGGACCACGGCUGAUCCUUGGCGUUCGAGAAUAUCAUGCCAAACUCGUGGCUGGCUCCGAUGCAGCAACCGGCAUGACCUCAAUCGCUUUCCAAGAGCGCGUGCAUAUAUCGACUGGCAGUAGUGUGUAAUGCUCGGUGAAGUUGGCGCGAACGGUUGACUAGUACUUGCGGGGAGCAUGGGAAUUUUUUAUUUAUUUCUAUUCCAAGCCUCGUUGCGGUGCUCAAGUAGUUAUUUAGUGUCACAAAAUGGAUGUCAAGGAGAUAUAGGUUUAGGCGAUAUUUUCGUCGCAGUAUUUAUUCGAUUUAUUUGCUAUAGGU